AUGCCACAUCUCAAAUAUUGGCAACCAUCAGCUAGUUUUAGGGAUGUCAUGGUUAAAAAACAUAAUCCUCAAAUAUCAUGGGAGAAACAUACACUUGUUUUCAACUCGGCAUACUGUUCCAAUAAUUGUUUAUCUGUACCUACUGUCUUAGAACUCAAAGCAGUAGAAAAGAUCCCCACUCCUUACCAAGAAUUCUCUAAAGUAUUUUCAGAGGAAGAAUCGUCAAAAUUACCUCCCCACCGUCCUUACGACAUUACCAUUGAAUUACUUCCGGAUGCAAAACCCCGACAUGGCCCCAUUUAUAGCCUAGGUCCAAGGGAGGAUGCCGAACUCAGGGAAACUAUUGACAAACAACUCAAGGCUGGAUUGAUUCGACCCUCGAAGUCUCCCAUGGCUUCUCCAAUCUUAUUUGUCAAGAAAAAGAAUGGAAAGUUACGCAUGUGUGUGGACUACCGGCGCUUGAAUAGCAUGACCAAGAGGAACGCGUAUCCUUUGCCCUUGCCACAGAAUCUUAUUGAGAAAUUACAAGGUGCCAAGAUCUUUAGUAAAUUUGAUCUUAAGUCAGGUUACAAUUUAGUCCGAAUUAGAGAAGGUGAUGAAUGGAAGACGGCCUUCAAAACAAAAUACGGACUAUUCGAAUACUUGGUUAUGCCCUUUGGGUUGACAAAUGCGCCGGCGGCUUUUCAAGACAUGAUGAAUGAAAUUUUCCGAGACCUUUUGGACGUUUAUGUCAUCAUUUACUUGGACAAUAUUCUAGUAUUCUCCCUGAAUGAAAAGGACCAUGAAGCCCAUGUGCAAGAAGUACUGAAAAGGCUACAGGAUAAUGACCUUUUUUGCAAUAUUGAGAAAUGCCAUUUCCACGUCAAGAAGAUCGAUUAUCUAGGGUUUAUCAUAUCGGAAUUUGGUAUAGAAGUUGAUCAAUCCAAAGUCACAGACGCCCUGAACUGGUCGACACCUAAGAAUGUCAAAAAUAUCCAAGAAUUCUUAGGAUUUGUGAACUUCUAUAGACGAUUUAUCCCUAACUUUGGAAAUAUGGCACGACCUCUGUAUAACCUGCUCAAAAAAGAUAGUACUUGGAAAUGGGAACAGGCGGAACAACAAUCUUUCGAUGGCCUAAAAAAUGUCUUAUACACCACAAAACAAUUUUAUGUGGAAUGCAACGCCUCGGAUUAUGCCACUGGAGCAAUACUAUCUCAACGUAAUCCAGAAGGAAAAUUAGCCCCUGUAGCCUAUUUAUCUAAAUCCCUAUCCCCAGCCGAAAAGAACUAUGAUAUCUUCGACAAAGAAUUACUGGCAGUUAUCAGGGCAUUUAAGGAAUGGCGCCACCUACUGGAAGGGUCAGAAUUACCAAUCCAAGUUCUAACAGAUCAUAAGAAUUUGGAGUAUUUCUCUACGUCACAAUCCCUAAACAAACGUCAAAUUCGAUGGGCAAAUUUCCUAGUGGACUACAAUUUUCAGAUCAUCUACAGGCCUGGGGCACAGAAUAAAAAGGCGGAUAUCCUCUCUCGACGCUACGACUUAGUACCGCUGGAAGGGGGGGUAGAGAACCAGGUUCUCCUGAAACCGGAACUUUUCAUUGCAUCUAUUGCUCCGGAUCAAGAGAUCAAUGACCUAAUUGGCGAGGCUAUUUACGAGGACGACCGUCUGAAAGAAAUCCUGCACAAACUCCAGAACAAAGAAAGGAUCUUGGAUUGGGAAUUGAAAGAAGGGUUACUAUGGUAUCAGGGAAAAAUCUUUGUACCUAAAGAUGAUACUAUUAGGAAUCUCAUCUUAGAAUCUAGGCAUGACGCCUUGGCGGCGGGACAUCCAGGACAAGCCAGGACGUUGGAACUUAUUUCCAGAAGCUACUACUGGCCAUCACUGAAAAAGUUUGUCAAUUCUUAUGUCAACCACUGCGAAACCUGUAUCAGGUCCAAACCAACCAAUCAAGUACCUGUAGGAUUACUAAAGCCAUUGCAAAUCCCUGAACGUCCCUGGGAAGACAUAGCCUACGACAUGAUUGUGGGAUUACCAGUUUCAGAAGGCUUCAAUGCCAUUCUUACUGUCAUCGACCGGUUUUCAAAGAUGGUUCAUCUUAUCCCUACCCAAUCCACAGCGUCCGCCAUUGACAUUGCCAACUUGUUCAUAACAUAUGUUUGGAAACUACACGGCCUUCCCAGAAGUACAGUUUCAGACAGAGGCCCUACGUUCAAUGCCAAGUUCAUUCGUCAUCUGUAUAAAAGGUUGGACAUUAAGCCAACAUAUUCCACGGCAUAUCACCCCCAAACAGAUGGACAGACUGAACGCAUACAAAGGGAAGCCGAGAUCUUUAUACGCAUGUUUGGGAACCAUCGUCAAUCAGAUUGGGUGUCGUUACUACCCCUGGCUGAGUUUGCUCUAAAUAACUUGAAACAGUCUUCUACGGGAAAAUCUCCAUUCCAGAUUUGCUAUGGCAUAAACCCUCGAUUUUCUGUGGGACAAAAAUCAGAUGAAUCCGUUCCUAAUGCCGAUGAACACGCAGAAUUCCUGGAAAAAGGCUACGACGAGGUUAAAGCAGCCCUCUCCCUAUCACAAGAAAGGAUGAAGCAUUUCUACGAUCAGCGACAUCGGAAAGAGGAAGAAAUCCAAGUAGGAGACAAGGCCUGGCUGAGUCAUCAAAACAUAUCCACAGAUAGACCCUCCAUGAAACUCAGUCAUAAAAGAUUAGGCCCCUACCUGGUGAUUGAAAAAAUUGGAUCACACGCAUACAAACUACAAUUACCUCACACAAUGCGCAUACAUCCAGUUUUUCACAUCAACCUCCUAACCAAGUUUCAUCCUGAUCCCCAUGGCCGAGAUCCCCCUCAACCCGCUCCCGUUAUCACGGAAGAAGGCGAAGAAGAAUACGAGGUAGAAAGAAUCUUAGAUAGCAAGUGGAAGGGAAGAGGGAAGACAAAGAAGUUAUGGUAUCUGGUCAAAUGGAAAGGUUAUGAUGAAGGAAGUAAUUCGUGGGAGCCAAUAGACAAUGUGGGAAAUGCCCAAGAAGCCCUAGAAGAAUUUCACAAGGAACACCCUGACGCAGUUGGAGCUUGA
Messenger RNA from Rhizoctonia solani, 3051 nucleotides. Its product is annotated as Retrotransposable element Tf2 protein. Lineage: Eukaryota; Fungi; Basidiomycota; Agaricomycetes; Cantharellales; Ceratobasidiaceae. The transcript is spliced from 2 exons. The record is from RefSeq and is a predicted model, not a curated record. The coding region runs from base 1 to 3051 and encodes 1016 amino acids. Gene Ontology annotation, molecular function: nucleic acid binding. Gene Ontology annotation, biological process: DNA integration.